Gryllus bimaculatus (two-spotted cricket) is the source of this 471-nucleotide messenger RNA. Lineage: Eukaryota; Metazoa; Arthropoda; Insecta; Orthoptera; Gryllidae. The record is from the annotation of a GenBank genome assembly.
GAGGGCGACGGUCGUGACGUCACGUGCACCCCGUCCCACCCCGUGGUUCCGUCGGGUUCCAUCACGCCCCACGAGCCAGGGGGCGCCCCGCGCGAAGCCAGGCACGCCCCGGGCACGGCCGCACGACUCGACCGCCCCCACCGCAGCCGCCUCUACCUGCCGGCCCCGCGGUUUCCCCUCCGCGCCGCCGCCGCCGCCACCACCCACCACCACCACCCACCACCACCACCGCCGCCGCCGCUGCCGCCGCCGCCGCCGCCGCUACCGCCUCCGUCGCCUCCACGGCCGCGACUCAGCGCGAGGUCUCAUAUAACAAGCCCGCGCCGCCGUCUAGCCAGUGCACUGGAGGCGACUACCCGCGGCACCCGGCGAGGCGCAGGCAGCCACGGCGACUACUCAACGAGGAUUCGUGUUCUGGACGUUUUAAAAAAACCUUUCCUUACCCGUUUACGUCUUGCUGUUGGGAUUUGA